UCAAGUAUCGGAAAAGGCUUGUCCUCCCAGGAACCCAUCUAUGGAUACUUUGGUGUCUUCAAAGCCAGAUAGACCUACAGGUGGACUAAUUCCGUGACUUCAUGAGAGGGGAAUAAUUUUUGGACACUUUCUGGCCACCAUCUACCCAAGUGGAGAUGUCUGAGGAAAAUAUGGGGGAAGAGUCGAGCAGCUCCCCUGUCUCUCCUGUGGACAGCCUGAGCAACAGCGAGGGGGAGCUGGACAGACAGCCGAAGAGAUGUGGGAGGAAGAGGAGACCGAGCAGGAAAAACGGGGAGGACUCAGAUAGCCCGACCCCUGGGAAAAGAGGGAAGAAGUCCAGCAGCAGCAGCCCCCAGUCUUUCGAGGAGCUCCAAUCGCAGCGGGUCAUGGCCAACGUCCGGGAGCGACAGAGGACCCAGUCUCUCAACGAGGCGUUCGCAGCUUUGCGGAAAAUUAUCCCCACUCUGCCCUCGGACAAACUCAGCAAAAUACAGACCCUAAAACUUGCAGCCAGAUACAUCGACUUCCUCUACCAGGUGCUGCAAAGCGACGAGCUGGACUCCAAAAUGGCAAGUUGUAGUUAUGUGGCUCAUGAGAGGCUGAGCUACGCCUUCUCUGUAUGGAGGAUGGAGGGCGCUUGGUCCAUGUCAACAUCUCACUAGCACCUGGAGAAAUUAUGCCCUAAAUGGUGACUGCUGAUUCUACUUAUGACAUUCUGACGGGACAAAUCUGGAGUCCAAUGCUGGAUACAUGGGAUCACUCUAUUUAAACCAAAGACGACAGAAGCUCUGGGGAUCAUUCUGCAGAGGCCCGAUAGGGACUUGCAGCCGUGUUUUUAGCUCCAAUCACCCCCAUUCUGAUGUGUUUUCAUGUUGUUGACGACGAAUGUUGAAAAUAUCAUGUGUUUUGUUUUUUUAAAAGAAAAGUUUUUAAUGCAUGCCUUUGGACUUAUUUCUGUGGAGGUCAAAGUGCAUUAUUGAAGCAGUUGUCUCAGUUUUUGGUGUGAGACUGUCAACUGGUGGUGUAGCUCACAUUAUAGGCUGACUGUGUGGAUCUAACCUGUGCAAAAAAAAAAUAUUUUCAGAACAUUUAUUUAUUUAUUGGUGAAACGUGUUACAUUGAGGAAUAGAUCCUGUGUCUGAAAUACAAAUACAUUCCUAUUUUUAUUAUCGAUUUUUGUAAAUGUUUGUACAUUUUUUUGCAUUAAAGAAAAUGACGAUGAAAGUG
Molecule: messenger RNA, 1227 nt
Organism: Siniperca chuatsi (mandarin fish)
Lineage: Eukaryota; Metazoa; Chordata; Actinopteri; Centrarchiformes; Sinipercidae
Gene: twist1b
Product: twist family bHLH transcription factor 1b
Exons: 2
Coding region: 156-662 (168 amino acids)
Biological process (GO): developmental process; regulation of transcription by RNA polymerase II
Molecular function (GO): RNA polymerase II transcription regulatory region sequence-specific DNA binding; DNA-binding transcription factor activity, RNA polymerase II-specific; protein dimerization activity
Source: RefSeq, a predicted model, not a curated record